This is a messenger RNA of Anguilla anguilla (European eel), 3219 nucleotides long. RefSeq lists its product as uncharacterized. Gene Ontology annotation, molecular function: RNA binding. Lineage: Eukaryota; Metazoa; Chordata; Actinopteri; Anguilliformes; Anguillidae. The record is from RefSeq and is a predicted model, not a curated record. Gene Ontology annotation, cellular component: nucleus. Gene Ontology annotation, biological process: RNA processing. The coding region runs from base 152 to 2884 and encodes 910 amino acids. The transcript has 24 exons.
AUUGUGGGCCAAUUGAAAGAAGAGUUUCAGGUGGUGCGUACCUCCCUCAACUGGGACUGGACGGGCUCAUGCAAUUCUGUAAACUCAACAUGGCGGAUCAAUAACAAACGUCUUGUGUGUUAUUCGACAUUUGGUAACAUAACUUGGGAACAUGGCAGACAAAAAAGGGAAACACAUUGCUACGAAGAGGACACUAACCAAGAAAGAACAAGAGGAGCUGAAGAAAAAGGAAGAAGAGAAGGCGGCGGAGGUUUUUGAGGAGUUUUUAGCGUCUUUCGACGGCAACGAGAAGAGCGGCGUGAAGACGUUUGUGCGUGGCGGUAUUGUGAACGCUACUAAAGAGGAAGAGGCCGCGGAGGUGAAGAAAACCAAACUCUACCGACCUGCCACCAAAUUUUCAUCACCGCCUCAGAAUGCCUCGUCCGUGCCGGCGCAGGAAAGGAAAUCUGUCGCUAAAAAGAAGACUGAAGAGAAGAAGAAGAGCAACCUUGAACUGUUUAAAGAGGAGCUAAAGCAGAUACAGGAGGAACGGGAGGAGAGAUACAAGCGGAAGAAGAACGACCCCGGGGGCUUCACGGACCUGGACCUCCCCCCGUCCCGCCGCUCGCUGUUCGAUGAUGACCCUGGCAUGCCCACGACAACCAACCUCUAUAUUGGAUGCAUUAACCCAAAGAUGAACGAGGAAAUGCUGUGUAAAGAGUUUGGGAAGUACGGACCCCUGGCCAGCGUGAAGAUCAUGUGGCCGCGAACGGACGACGAGCGCACCAGGGUCACGAACCGCGGCUUCGUGGCCUUCAUGACUCGCAAAGACGCAGAAAGAGCUUUGGCGGCGCUCGACGGCAAAACGGUUAUGGGCUUCGAAAUGAAGCUGGGGUGGGGCAAAGCGGUCCGCAUCCCGCCCCAGCCGCUGUACACGCCCAUAGGCGUGCUAAAAACGUCCACGCCCCCGCCGCCGUCGGGCUUGCCGUUCAACGCUCAGCCUCGAGAGAGGUUCCGCAACGACUUCACCAAGCCCUUGAACAGGUCCAAGGAGGAGUUCGAAAAGACUCUGUCCGAAGCCGUAGUCAAAGUGGUUAUCCCGACAGAAAGAAACCUCUUAGGGCUCAUCCACAGGAUGAUAGAGUUUGUGGUGCGCGAGGGGCCCAUGUUCGAAGCCAUCAUCAUGAGCAACGAGAAGAAUAACCCGGACUUCAGGUUCCUGUUUGAUAACAAGAGUCAAGCGCACGUUUACUACCGGUGGAAACUGUACUCCAUUCUACAGGGCGAAUCCCCCAAUGAGUGGAGGACUUCAGACUUUAGAAUGUUCCGGGGGGGCUCCAUCUGGCGGCCGCCCCUGCUGAACCCCUACCUGCACGGAGCCGAGGACAGCCGCGAAGAGGAGGAGGAGGAGGAGGAAGAGCUGAAGAAAGGCCAGCUGAAGGCAGAGCACAGAGACAGGCUGGAGACCCUCCUGCGGACGCUGACCCCGCGCAGGGAGGACGUGGGCGACGCCAUGGUGUUCUGCCUGGAGCGGGCGGAGGCGGCGGAGGAGGUGGUGGGCUGCAUCGCCGAGUCCCUGUCCCUCCUGCAGACUCCGCUGCAGAAGAAGAUUGCAAGAUUGUAUUUGGUGUCUGAUAUCUUGUACAACUCAAGUGCCAAAGUUGCCAAUGCAUCCUACUACCGAAAAUACUUUGAAACAAAGCUGCCCCAGAUAUUUGGAGACAUUAGCGAGGCGUAUCGGAACGUUCAGGCGAGACUUCAAGCUGAGCAGUUCAAGCAAAAGAUCAUGUCGUGCUUUCGGGCCUGGGAAGAUUGGGCCAUCUACCCCGAGUCUUACCUGAUCCAGCUGCAGAACAUUUUCCUGGGCCUGGUCAGAGCUGGCGAGGAGGUGGUCGUGCGGCCUGAGUCUCCAGAUCUGGAUGGGGCUCCCCUGGAGGACGUUGAUGGGGUACCCCUGGAGAACGUGGACGGCUCGCCCUUGGCCGGCCACCCCUGGGACCCCGCCUCUCUGGACGGGGUGCCCGUGGACGACAUCGACGGGGUUCCCCUUGGCGAUACGCUGGACGAUAUCGACGGAAUGCCUUUGGAGGAAAAUUCAGAUAAAGACAAAAGCCUUCCUCACGCGCGGGUGGCCCUGUCAAAGUGGGAGAGAGUGGACGAUGCAGAGGUCCUGCCUCAAGCUUCCUCUUUUAUGUGCUUUGAUCCUUCAGCAAACACUGAAUCGAAAUGGGAUGCACUUGAAGACCAGGACUCAGAAGACAACAUGAAUGUCGGCGCCGACCCCAAGGACGGCGAGCGGGACUCGGAGGAGGACAGCAGCGACGACGACUCCUCCAGCCCCUCCAAGUUCGACGGGGCCGAGUUCAAAAGCUCCGUGAGGAACUUCGAGCUGUCGGAGAGCAAGAGGAUAAAGCUCCGAGAGCUGGAGUUAAAGGUCAUGAAAUUCCAAGAUGAGCUGGAGUCGGGGAAAAGGCCACGGAAGCCUGGAAAGAGUGUGCAGCAGCAAGUGGAACACUACAGAAACAAGCUUUUACAGAAGGAGUUUGACAAGGAGGAUCAGGAGAAGCGGGAGAAGUCCGCGCCCAAGUCUAAAGACCGGGCCAAGAAGGAGGAGAAGAAGGAGAAGGUGGAGGAGCGGAGCAAAGGGAAGGACAAGGACCGGAAGAGGAGCAAGGAGCAGAGCCAGGACCGGGAGCGCAAUCGGGGGCGGAGCAAGGACGGCGAGGAGGAGCGAAGCCGGGAGCGCACGGACCGAUACCGGAGCAGCUCCCCCGCCACGUCAAAAUCAAAGUCCCCGAAGAAGUCCAAGCGGUCCCGGUCGCCUUCUCCGAGCAGGCGGUCCUGGAGGUCGAGUUCGAGGUCACCGCACCGCUCCCACAAAAAGUCGAAGAAGAGCAAACACUGACCGCCCCGCCCCCCUCCAACAGCACCCGACAGGGGUGCAGAGACUGCUCCUCCAGUGCUCUCUUCUGUCCCACAGUGCCCCUGGAGGCCCCCCUCUGACAGCUCCCAGUGCUAGGACAGGUUUGAGUCAUGGUUUGAACAUCGUUUGUACAGUUUUCUGUGUUUGGUUUUUAUUUUUUUGUUUUUUUAAACCCCCCCGUUUAAAAAAAAAAAAUGAAUCGGUUGAUGAAAAUACGCUCCUGAAACUUUACAAUAAACGACACUCGCUGAUGUCACCCGCUUUGAUCUCGACUCAUGCCACAUCAGCAAUAAAGUCAAAUAUUUCACUUAAUCCGA